Molecule: messenger RNA, 1627 nt
Organism: Triticum dicoccoides
Lineage: Eukaryota; Viridiplantae; Streptophyta; Magnoliopsida; Poales; Poaceae
Exons: 2
Coding region: 161-1387 (408 amino acids)
Molecular function (GO): protein binding
Source: RefSeq, a predicted model, not a curated record
CGCAUACGACGAGCUCUGGCGGCUGGCGCCGCCGAUUCCCUUUAAUGUGGCGAUCGAUCGGUGCCUUCCUCCGCCUCUUCGUUGCCGUCUUGCCGACGGAUCUGACGAGGAAACGCGGCGCGCCGGUAGCAGUAGGCACGCAGACUGGCGUGCCACGACCAUGCAGCCACCGCUGGAGCUCUCGCCGCCGGCACCCGCCCCUAGAGAAGUGGUCGUCGCAGAGUGGCCAUCUAAGAAAAUCUGCCACUGCUUGGUCUCUACCUCAGCCUCAUCUGAACAACGUGUUUGGGCGGACCUACCAGACAGCCUGCUUCACCUAAUCAUUGCUCUCUUAAGCUCAUUCCAUGACCUCCUUGCUUUUACUGGCACCUGUCACUCUUGGCGUGCUGCGGUCUUUUCCUUCCCAUCAUCCAUAUAUGCCUUUGUCUUCCCACCUCUCCAUCUCAAAGCAGGUUUGCGUAGGGCUAAUUGGCAUUGCAACACAAGUUACAAUCUCUUAUCGAACUACAAAUGGCAUCUUUGUGAUCUUGUGAGGACAAACUUAUCUCUUCGCCGCUCAGCUCCCCGUAAUACUCCAAAUUACAUGCCCUAUUUGGGCUGCUCAUAUGGGCAUCUUAUCUUCUCCUGUGUGGAGCACCUUCUCCUUGUCGAUGUUUACACAUGUACUAAGGUGAAGCCACCCAAACUCCACACCAACAGCGAUUGUGUGAUCGAUAGUGCCAUUCUUAUGGCUCCAUUCAGUUCAUCCAACUCGUGUCUCCUCCUUUUCUCGAAUUUAUUCAUCUUCCAGUGGCAGGUUGGAACAAAUUCGUGGACAGAGUACCCUCUUGUUUCUGAACACUUUCUUAUUCAGAUUGUUUUGUUCAAAGGUCAGAUGUUUGCCAUAGACUUUCCCCAGACGCUGAAAACCAUAUCCUUGGCACCUCAGCCCAACGUGCAGGAAGUCGAUGUUGUGUGGGGAGAGGACAUUGUUGUUGGCUUGAAUUAUGAUCCAUGGUUGGUGGUCUGUGGUGACAUGCUUCUCAUGGUUGAUCUUGUUGAUGACUUGAUAAGCAAUGGCACCUUUCAGGUCUUCCGCUUUGAUUCUUCAGCCGAACCAGCUAAGUGGACAAAGAUGGAGAAGUUGGAAAACUGGGCCCUCUUUAUCAGCCUUGAUAGGAGGAGCCCUACAUUUUCUUGCAUGAACCCUGAAAAAUGGGGCGGAAAGAGUAACUGCAUUUAUGUUCCAAGUGCGUCCAAAGACUCUGAUGAACCUUGGAUUGCUGUAGAGCUUGGUCAGGCAGUUUACAGUAUAACUCGCUCGGAUUCAUACAUUCUAGAAGGCAAAAGCAAUCAGCUUGAGAGCCUCUGGGUGCUCCCCAGUUUGGUCUAUGGUGUUGGCCAGUGAACAAUCAUGUUUGGUUGUCGCGUGUUUUUUACUCUUAGUGAGCCUCUGCAUCAGUGCACGACAGUGGCAAGCGUUAAGCAGUUACAGAGGAAGAACUGGGAAGGAACUGAAGUGUCUAAUUGUACAACUCUGAAAUGCUAAAAGUACCUACUGGACAUGUAUGUUUCCGAAAAUGUCAAUUUAUGUUGAAUUUUAUUACGGUUUAAUUGUUCAUCCAGGAGCAUAUGCUCCUGGAGCCAA